UAGCGCGCUCGUUUCAGUUACUGCGUAACGUCAGGUGCCUUCAGACAUUCGAUCACGUUUCGCCACAAGUUCGAGUGUUGAAGCUCAGUUGUUACAGUCAUUGGAAUGGACAUUCCAUCUUAUUUCAAGGUGAAACGAAAGCAUACAUACCUAUUUCAGUCAUACUAUAUAUAGUAUAGCAUGGUAUGACUGGCAAAACUUUUCUGUAAGCAAGUCCAGAAAAUACCUCUCAUCUGAAACAGAUUGUUAGUACGUCUGAUUGUCAUACUGAAGUUACCUAUUUUUCCCACCCAGCAAUCGUUUACUUCGGGCGCACUUUUUAGUCACCUAUGAUAAUUGUAUUAUGGAACAUAUAUUUAGCUCACCAUUUUUCCUUUCUUCAGCCUUUUCCCCUCAUCCUCAGUCUCGCGACUUUUAUGAAACCACCUCUGGAUAUGAGUCCGGAUUUAACUCGACAAUUACUUCUUUGUUGUCGCUCCCUAUGGAUGUUAAAAAGGACAUCUUUGUAUGUGAUAAAAUGAAAACGAAAACUUACUGCUAAUAAGUUUAGACACUAACGUUUUUUAAAGGGACGCUUUCUUGAGUAGAAGACUAAGAGUAAGUUGGGUUCCAUUAGCGUACCCAUUAUGCAACGGACAGAAACACCAAGAUCCGAUUCAACAAGGCAGGACGAUUCCUGUGCUGCAGAUCUGCGAUAUUCUGGAUCAGUCAUAUCACGUUCGAAUUCUUGAAUUCCGAAGUCGCUAUCAUUCUUCUUCUUGUUGUUUUGGAAGUCAUGUUCUCCAAGAAAUGUUUUAAACUAAUUUUUGAUUCAAUAUUAUAUCGUACAUCAUGGAGAUGUAUAAGUAUUGGUGUAGUAACAACAUGUUAUUCAAUAUCUCCUAUAAAAUUGUAUCAUAUUUCUUCAGAAGAACCAAUUAAAACACCAAUUUAUCGAUCUAUUGACUAUCCUUUAUUAUUCUCUUUACAAUUACAAUUAGAUUGUACAAUUAGUUUUAUAAAUCAGUUACUUAAAGAGUUUCAAAGAUUAUUAUGUAAUAUGGAGAAUAUUAUUGUACAAUACAAUAAGAUAAAGUUAUCUUAUCAUCUUGAUUCAGAUAAACAUAUUGAUGAAUUAAUGUUAAAAUUACAAUCUCAAUGGUCUAUACUUACACAACAACUUGACAUUAUUGAGAUGACUAUAAAAUCUGCUAUAAGAACAUUACAUAAUUCAUUAGAAACUGGAUUAUUAUACGAAGAAUAUAUUAAUAAAUCACAGGAUGCCUCUAAUUGUUUAAAUGAAAUAUUGACGACGACGACAUCACAAACUAGUACCAAUUUGUAUAAUAUUGAAAAAGAAUUCACUAGUCUUGAAGAUAAACGUAAAGAAAUGUUUAAAAUAUGGAUAAAUCAAUUAGCUGAAAAUAUUAAACAAUUUGGCAAAUGA
Molecule: messenger RNA, 1426 nt
Organism: Heterobilharzia americana
Lineage: Eukaryota; Metazoa; Platyhelminthes; Trematoda; Strigeidida; Schistosomatidae
Source: the annotation of a GenBank genome assembly